Colletotrichum lupini is the source of this 2130-nucleotide messenger RNA. RefSeq names its product GNS1/SUR4 family protein. NCBI's taxonomy places the organism in Eukaryota, Fungi, Ascomycota, Sordariomycetes, Glomerellales, Glomerellaceae. Gene Ontology annotation, molecular function: fatty acid elongase activity. Bases 1 to 2130 code for a protein of 709 amino acids. Gene Ontology annotation, cellular component: endoplasmic reticulum membrane. The record is from RefSeq and is a predicted model, not a curated record. The transcript has 7 exons. Gene Ontology annotation, biological process: sphingolipid biosynthetic process; fatty acid elongation, monounsaturated fatty acid; fatty acid elongation, polyunsaturated fatty acid.
AUGACAAGGCAAGCCGCAAGACAAUACACCACGACAUCAGAUACCUCAUCUUCCACCGAACUCACCAGACUCUACCUUAGCUAUGGUCUGGAGCAGAGACAACCGGCCACCUUACCGUUGCCGUUGGCCGUGCCGCACCUGACACCUCCCGUUAUCCAUCAUUUCACCCGAAGCUACGUAUCCGUCCAUACAAAUAUAUACUUGGUACUUGGUGUACCAGGGUGGAGGGGUGUUGACGAAGGGGAAGGCAAGGCACGGUAUCCAAUUUCAACCUUCCCCUUCCCCAUAUUAAGACCUCGAGGAUCCCUUCGCAUUGACCUUGUCGUCUCUGCUGUUCUUUCUUCUUUCUCUAUUCUCCUCUUCUGUCCCAAGCUCACCCGGCACACUCUCGUCUCCUUCGACAAACCCUCAGAAACAGAGCUUCCUUCUGUCUCUUUCUCGUCCUCUCUUCUCUCCCACGUUCGUCCACCACCUCUUCUGGACCGGACCGCAUACCAGUCGCUCGACGAUCGAACCGACUACCGUCUCUUCCACCAUCGACCCAAUACCUGCCACUACAGCUGUCAGUCUUCGUGCCGAGACAUUACUGUCAAGAACGACUUUCGAACCAAAUUCCCCAACGCCCGAGCAAUUAGCAUUGGCGGGACCGCAACUUUUUCCAAAAAACCAAGCCCCGACUCAAUUGGUCAAUUAAGCUCCCCCACCAUGGCCGGCGUCACCGUGCUCGGCGAGCUCCCGUCCGCCUCCCUCUUCACCUUCCCGCCCGAUGGCGCGCAUAUGGCCAUUCCCCCACCUUUCCCCGGGUCCAUCGCCGCAGCCCCUCCGGUCCAAAUUCCCGACAAUAUCUUCACCGCCGCUCUUGACCCCAGAGUGCCCAUCACCAUUGCCACUCUCUACGCCGUCACCGUCAAGCUCCUGAACAAGUACAACAACUCGACCAACCGUAAGCCUUGGGGAAUCAGCAAGACCAAGCCCUUCUUCGCCUUUGUCGUCUUGCACAAUGUCUUCCUCGCCGUCUACUCGGCUUGGACCUUCUGGGGCAUGCUCGGCGGCAUGCGUAGGAGCGUUGUGAGCCCCUUUGGCCCCAAUGGUCUGGCUGCCACUGCCGACAGCUUCUGCCAGCUCAACGGCAACGGAGGCUUCGGUGCCGCCACCGUCUACAACGAGACUGUCGGUUACUGGUCCAGCUUGACCGGCAACAACGCUCUUGGCUUUGAUGGACGCCCCAGCCGCGAGGCCACUGGCAGAAUCUGGAAUGAGGGACUCGCCUUCUACGGCUGGAUCUUCUACCUGAGCAAGUUCUACGAGGUCCUUGACACCUUCAUCAUCCUCGCCAAGGGCAAGCUCAGCUCCACCCUCCAGACCUACCACCACGCCGGUGCCAUGAUGUGCAUGUGGGCUGGUAUGCGCUACAUGUCCGCCCCUAUCUGGAUGUUUGUCCUAGUCAACUCCUUCAUCCAUGCCAUGAUGUACACCUACUACACCAUCACCGCUUUCAACAUCCGCGUCCCCAUGGCCAUCAAGCGAACCCUCACCACUCUCCAGAUCACCCAGUUCCUUGUCGGAGCUACCUACGCCAUGGCCCACUCCUUCGUUUCGUACACCGUCCCCGUGACUGUCUACACUGCCAAGAAGGGUGCCGAUGCUAUCACCCAGUCUUCCACCAGCACCGCCGCCGAGACCGUUGCCACUGCCGCAACUGGCGCCUUUGAGGCUCUUAAGGACAUGGUCUUCGGCGCCUCUGCUAAGGUCGCUGAGGAGGCUGCCGCUGUCUCCGUCGCCGCCGCCGCUGCUGCCCCCCCUCAGCCCGGUUUUGUUGCUGAGACCAUCUUCGUCACCCAGCCCUGCGUUACCACCAGCGGCGAGACCUUUGCCAUCUGGCUCAACGUCCUGUACCUGGCACCGCUCACCUACCUGUUCGUCAUGUUCUUCAUCCGCAGCUACAUCCGCCGCAGCACCGCCGCACCCAAGGGUAAGGGCAAGGCCCGCCGUGAGAGCAAUGUUACUCUUGCGGAGAAGGCUGGCUGGGACGCCGCCCGCGAGGUCAACCGCGAAAUCUACAACGGCUCUGCCUCGUACAACGUCGAGGGCAGCCCCAAGCGCGCUGGUAACGGCAAGGCCAAGCACUAG